Messenger RNA from Penicillium coprophilum, 3381 nucleotides. Its product is annotated as anaphase promoting complex subunit bimA. The record is from RefSeq and is a predicted model, not a curated record. The coding region runs from base 1 to 3381 and encodes 1126 amino acids. Lineage: Eukaryota; Fungi; Ascomycota; Eurotiomycetes; Eurotiales; Aspergillaceae. Gene Ontology annotation, biological process: phospholipid biosynthetic process; cell division. The transcript is spliced from 6 exons. Gene Ontology annotation, molecular function: protein binding; 1-acylglycerol-3-phosphate O-acyltransferase activity. Gene Ontology annotation, cellular component: membrane.
AUGGCCUUGUCCACCGGGCAUGUUGCCAGCCAGCUAAGGCACCUCAUCUAUUACCAACUCGACAAUAACCUAAUCCGCAAUGCGCUCUUUCUCGCUGCGCGCCUCCUCGCUUAUGAACCAAGAUCCUUUGAAGCCCAAUAUUUGCUCGCCCUUUGCCAUCUACAUAACGGAGAAGUGAAGGCUGCGUUCGAAUGCAGCCAGGCUUCGGGCUCGCGUGGUCUACAUGCCGGUUGUGCCUAUGUCUUUGCUCAGGCUUGCUUGGACUUGGGGAAAUACUUGGAUGGUGUUACCGCUCUGGAGCGCAGUAAACCCCUCUGGGUCUCCAAGAACCAUUGGAACAAGCAUAGUGAAAAUAAGCGACAGCACCUGCCUGAUGCUGCGGCUGUUUAUUCUCUGCAGGGGAAACUUUGGCACGCACAUAAAGAUUUGACUAAAGCAGUUGACUGCUACGUGGAAGCACUAAAAUUGAACCCUUUCAUGUGGGAUGCCUUCAUGGGGCUUUGCGAAACAGGUGUCAAUAUUCGAGUUCCGAAUAUCUUUCAGCUCAGUCCAGAACUUCUUGCAAUAAUAUCUUCAUCGCCGGAGGAAAUAUCCACAGCGCCAGACAACGUGACUUGCGAAGAAGGGAAUUUCCCCAUGCAACCUCCUGCUAACCCUGAAUCCGACCCUUUUAUGGUCUCUGCCUCCCGUGGCGAGACCGAUGCCACAUUUGGGAGCUCCGCUCUUUGGGAAAAGUUGAACGGGAGCUCUGUCAAUUUUGCUGCUGUGGCACAGCCGACCUUUCACGACGGAAUGGAGACCCCAGGUGCACAGAGCAGUGGCUCUGACGAUUUCCGUAUUGCGAAUGGCGUCACUGACCCAGAAGCUGGAUGGGAAGCACCCCUGGCACCUGCUCGAAAGACACGAACAAUCCAAACUAUGAGCCUUGACCAUACCGGGCAACCUCCACCGCGAAUGCGUCCAACGGGCAUUAGACCUCGAAACAAAACAAGAACCGAAUCAGAGACUCAGCCGACUGCUCCGGUAGAAAGAGACCCCUCUCUUGUAUCGAGAUUCGGCGAUCGCAAGCGCACAGUCUCUGGGCAAGUCGCCCAUCCCCUUCCGUCAUCGCAACCGACUGAACCAGGCGCUCCCCAGCGCCGAAGCGUCCGCCUUUUCAACCAGAUCAAACCCACAACUAGCAAACUUUCAAACAGCACGCUUACUGGCAGAGAUGGCCGCGAAAUGAAGAAGUUGAGAGGAGGGCCCCCGAAAGGACGGGUAGGUGUACCUACUGUCGGUCGUGUCGUGAGUGGCAAUCGAAAACCCAUGGAGACACCCGACAACGAUGGUAAAGAUAAUCGGCCUGGCUUGUCGCAAUCUCAACCUGCCGUCCCUCCAUUACCCAAAAAUGGCGAAAAAACUAAAGAGCUCGAAGCCUUGGAUUGGCUUUUGGGACUUUUCAAUAAACUUGCAUCUGGAUAUUUCGCAUUGAGCCGCUACAGGUGUGCGGACGCCAUUAGCUCUUUCAAUUCUCUCUCCCAAGGGCAGCGUGAAACCCCUUGGGUUUUGUCUCAACUUGGACGGACCUAUUUCGAGCAAGCGAGCUACACAGAAGCUGCCAAGUAUUUCUCCAGGGUUCAGAAAUUAGCGCCCUCUCGCACCGAGGAUAUGGAGAUCUACUCGACUGUCUUAUGGCACCUGAAAAGCGAUGUAGAACUGGCUUACUUGGCACAUCAACUACUUGAAGCCGAUCGCCUGUCCCCUCAGGCGUGGUGUGCUAUUGGCAACUCUUUUUCUCAUCAACGGGAUCACGAUCAAGCGCUCAAGUGCUUCAAGCGUGCGACCAUGAUUGAUCCUGAAUUUGCCUAUGCUUUCACGCUACAAGGACAUGAAUAUGUCGCCAACGAAGAAUAUGACAAGGCGUUGGAGGCCUAUCGCCACGGCAUCAAUGCAGACAAUCGACAUUACAAUGCUUGGUACGGACUUGGGACGGUGUAUGACAAAAUGGGCAAGCUUGACUUCGCUGAGCAGCAUUUCCGCAAUGCGGCCAGCAUCAACCCGACGAAUGCGGUGCUCAUUUGCUGCAUUGGCCUGGUAUUAGAGAAAAUGAACAAUCCUCAAGAUGCCUUGGUUCACUACGGCCGAGCUUCCUUGCUGGCCCCCAACUCGGUAUUGGCUAAGUUCCGCAAAGCGCGCGUACUGAUGAAGCUGCGCGAAUACAAGUUUGCAUUGGGAGAAUUGAAGGUAUUGAAGGACAUGGCGCCGGAUGAAGCAAACGUGCACUACCUUCUUGGAAAGCUGUACAAAAUGCUCCACGACAAGGCCAAUGCUAUCAAGCAUUUCACGGCGGCCUUGAACUUGGACCCAAAGGCUGCACAAUACAUCAAGGAUGCAAUGGAGUCGUUGGACGACGACGAUAUGGAGGAUGAGGACAUAGCUACGUUUUCUCUCGGGGAGUAUAAUUUCUGUCCUCUGACCGCAUUUACCCAGCUCUUCUUAACUCGCCCAACAAACGUCACCAUGUCCUUCGGCUCUUAUAUUACUUCGGGUGUUAGCGCUUUCGUUGUGUUAACAGCCUCCCUCUUUGCGCUCGGUCAAAAAGUGCCUCGCGCCGCAUUUUUCGCCCGGUGCCUCGCCUCCUAUGGCUGUCUCCUCGUUUCUGCCGCGUAUGGUGUGGUUGUCUCGAUCUGUCUGCGGCUAGUUGGAUACGGCCGUGUUUCACAGUGGGCAACAGGUCGCAGCUUCAAGUGGGUGAUGUGGCUUACAACCGGCGUCACGUUCGAGGUUGUCGAAGGCGAAGAAUACCUCUCCACCCGUCCGGCCGUCUUCAUUGGUAACCACCAGACUGAGCUCGACGUCUUGAUGCUUGGCUGCAUCUUCCCGCCAUACUGUAGUGUGACUGCCAAGAAGUCACUGCGGAAUGUUCCUUUCCUGGGCUGGUUCAUGUCUUUGUCCCGGACUGUAUUCAUUGACCGCGCCAACCGGGAGACAGCCCUCAAGGCCUUUGAUGGUGCCGCCGCCGAGAUGCGUGAUCACCGUCAGAGCGUGUUUAUUUUCGCUGAGGGAACCCGGAGUUACUCUGACGAGCCUACCCUACUACCCUUCAAGAAGGGUGCUUUCCACCUCGCUGUCAAGGCCGGUGUGCCGAUCGUGCCGAUCGUGACGGAGAACUAUUCACACGUUAUGUCGCCUCGUGCCUGGCGAUUCAACGCUGGAACGAUCAAAAUCAAAGUCUUGCCUCCCAUCCUGACUCAGGAUUUGACAUCGGACGAUGUGGAUAGCUUGACCCAGUCGACGCGGGAUUCGAUGCUGAAAACUCUUGCAGCAAUGUCCCAUGCACAAAAGGAGAAGGUCGAUGUUGCUCGCACCAACGGCGUCUCCAGCGCUGUCGAAAUCUAA